AUGCAAUUUGGGGUUGUGACAAAUAGCUCCGUAGAGUUUAAAAAAGUUCCCCAUUACUCAUUAUUCCUCGCUCUCACUCUCUCCAAUGGCGACCACCAACGGCUUUCUCAGCAGCCCCUCCGACAAGUCUCGCAAACACCCCACCCCAUCUCCGCCGACUCCUCGGCUCGCUCCUUUCGGUUCGAGGCCUACAAACUUCUCCAGGCGGCGGCGGCGGUCUUCGGGGAGGAGCUGCCGAUCCCAGAGAUCGUGGCCCUGGGUGGCCAAUCCGACUGCAAGAGCUCUCUCCUCGAAGCCCUCCCUGGGUUCCGCUUCAAAGUCCGCGAGGUCGAGAUGGGCACCCGCCGCCCCCUCAUUCUCCAGAUGGUCCACGACCCCUCCGCCCUCGAACCUCGCUGCCCCUUCCAGGUUGACUGGCUGAACAAGAUUAUUGCACAUAUUUUGCCUUAUCUGCACAAGGAAGAAGGAACUAGGGAGCUGCUUGUCCAGAAUAAAACAAAACCUAUAAAUUGGCAUACACAAGUAUUAAACAAAACCUACAAACAGAACUAGGGAGCUACCUGUUGUCUCCUUGCUGAGGGCUCUUCUGUCUCCAUUAUGCUUCCAGUCUUCAAUGUUUACUAAGAACUUAAUAUUCUUGAAGUAUUCUCAAGAAUAAGAAAAAGUAUUGUGAGGAGCAAGUUGAGAAGCCCACACUCUUGGUUAUAUUUAAUAAUUGGUGAGAAGAUCUGAAGGUUUCAUAAUCUUUGAGGCUGCACGUUUUUCAUUAAGGAGCAAGAAUAAAAGAUUUUGCCCAAAACCCAAGGAGUGGCCGAAACACCAAGAGUUCAGUGGCAGGUGUGGACCAAUAUUUGAAUGCAAGCGGUUACCUGGGAGAUAACAUUUGCCCAUUUUUUUUGUGGCCAAAGGACCGGAACACCAUUUCAAAUGGUGAAUUCCACAGGCAAAUAUCUCAGGUGGACUCAGAAGUUCUAUGUCAUCUUCACGAGGGUGUCCAGGGUGGAUUUGAUGAGGAAAAGUUCAAGCCUUAUAAGUUUGGCCGUCUGCAGUGAAGUUACGACUGAUGUAGCCAGAAUGGACUCUAAAAUUCAGGCUACUUCUGAUAUUGCUCAUCUUAGGAGAUCUGCAAUGUUGUAUGCAGCUUCUAUAAGCAAUCAUGUGGUGGGCAAAAAUCGCUCUUAAGAUUUUUUAAAUUCUGUGUUAAGUCCUACACUAUU
Alnus glutinosa is the source of this 1217-nucleotide messenger RNA. Its product is annotated as dynamin-related protein 5A-like. Gene Ontology annotation, molecular function: GTP binding. The transcript has 6 exons. The coding region runs from base 1 to 552 and encodes 183 amino acids. Lineage: Eukaryota; Viridiplantae; Streptophyta; Magnoliopsida; Fagales; Betulaceae. The record is from RefSeq and is a predicted model, not a curated record.